Molecule: messenger RNA, 1596 nt
Organism: Cydia strobilella
Lineage: Eukaryota; Metazoa; Arthropoda; Insecta; Lepidoptera; Tortricidae
Gene: NGR-A10
Product: prolactin-releasing peptide receptor-like
Exons: 1
Coding region: 284-1588 (434 amino acids)
Biological process (GO): G protein-coupled receptor signaling pathway
Cellular component (GO): neuron projection; plasma membrane
Molecular function (GO): neuropeptide binding; neuropeptide Y receptor activity
Source: RefSeq, a predicted model, not a curated record
AUAUUUGACUCAUAUUACCCUUGUUAUCAAUAAGCCUAGAUUAUUAUGCAAACUGAGUGAUAAAAAACAUCCUUUUAAUACUUACUACUGUUUUGUUUCAGAUUAUGGGCGCUUAGAAAGAUGACGUCAUAGAUACAGGGCAACAUGAAGCAUUUCAGACCAGAACGAAGUUGAUAAACCAAAUAUAAGCACUAUGAAACGAAAUGUACUAAAAUACAGCAAUAACAGAUAUGAUAGCAACAAACCUAAAAGGUUUGUGAUGCCCAGUUAAAAAGAUUUCACUAUGACCGAAUGGAGCACUGAACCGUCUUACAAUUUUACUGAAAGCGCAAACGCUUCUCGUCCACCAGACCCUAUCGAAGAUAAAGCUAUCCAAGCAGUUUUCUGCACAGCGUACACUCUAAUCUUCAUCAUAGGAAUCUUCGGAAAUGCCCUCGUGUGCUAUGCUGUCAUUAGAAACCGAGCCAUGCAAACGGUCACUAAUCUCUUCAUCACGAACCUUGCUUUGUCAGACAUAUUACUAUGCGUAUUUGCUGUACCAUUUACUCCCCUCUACACCUUCCUAGGUAGAUGGGUGUUUGGCGGUCUGCUAUGCCAUAUCAUGCCUUACGCUCAAGGCUGUAGCGUUUAUAUUUCCACUCUCACUUUAACUUCCAUAGCCAUAGAUAGAUUCUUCGUGAUAAUAUACCCGUUUAAACCGCGAAUGAAGAUUAACACCUGUAUUGCAUUAAUUAUUGGGAUAUGGGUUUUCGCUUUAACAGUAACAUUCCCAUACGGCUACUAUAUGGGUUUAGAAUAUAAUCCAGAUGCUGAAGAAAGCGAGAGAGAUAAUGCUUAUUGUGUGGAGAAAUGGCCUUCAGAUCAAAUUCGGAAAGCAUUUGGCGCCAUUACGACUAUAAUGCAAUUUGUGUUACCUUUCACCAUUAUGGCUUUUUGUUAUACAUGCGUUAGUGUUAAAUUAAAUGAUAGAUUAAAAUCAAGACCAGGGAGUAAGAAUAGUAAGAAGGAAGAUGCUGAAAGAGAAAGAAAAAGAAGAACGAAUAGAAUGUUAAUAGCAAUGGUAGCUAUCUUCGGUCUGUCUUGGCUACCGUUGAAUCUAACUAAUAUUAGCAGUGAUUUCUACUCAUUGACAGAGCAUUGGAGAUACUAUAUGGUAUUAUUCUUCUUUGCACAUUUCAUAGCAAUGUCUUCCACGUGCUAUAAUCCUUUUCUUUACGCUUGGUUGAACGAUAACUUCCGGAAAGAGUUUAAGCAAAUUCUUCCCUGCUUGGGAGUUUUAGUUAAGAAGCCUAAAAGAAAGUGCAACGCAUCUGAGAGAACGGAUAUGUUUCGAUCGGAAAAGACUUGCAACGGUAAUGAGAACACGAUACAAGAAUCUUUGUUGUCAACUGUAAAUAAAAUGCCUUCAGUUAGAUAUAAAAUGGAGUUUGAAGAUAAGAUGAAAGUGUAUGAGGACGAUGAAAAUAUAAGUCCUGAUGAGAAACCGGAGGACAAUCCGAGUCCGAGUGAAGACUGUGUUAAUAUGUAUAUGUUUGUAGAUAAAACUGUUACUACGUCAGAUAAGGAGCCCAUCGUGUCAGCGUUGUAGCUUCAAUG